AUGCAACGACAACAACCACUAAUUCAGAUGACCACCUUCACCGCGCAUUCGGAUGAAGUCCUAUGUUGUCGCCUUGGACUUGCAUCGGGGAGGCUGCUGGUGACCGGUGGGGUUGAUGAAAGAGUUAAUGUAUGGCGAAUUGAGAAGACUGGCAACUCCGCAGUGAUGUCGCUCAGUGGUCACAACAGCGCGGUGUCGUGUGCUGUGUUCGACCGGCAAGAAAAAAUAAUCGCUUCCGGUUGCACAGGUGGCGGCAUCAAAGUCUGGGACGUGGCUUCGUCGGAACUAGUUGCCUCCCUGCCCGGCCACAAAACGGAAUGCACUACAGUAGAGUUCCACCCUUACGGGAGCUUCUUUGCUACGGCAUCUGCUGACACUAAUAUCAAGGUAUACGUUAGAUUUUCCCCACACGGCAAGUGGCUGGUCGGAGGCGGUAGUGACGGCUCUGUAAGGCUGUGGGAUCUCAGCGCUGGGAAACUGUUGAAGGAUAUGGAGGACCCCCACAGAGAUGCUGUUACCGCCUUGGACUUUCACCCUGCUGAUUUCUACUUGGUUUCGGGCUCCAGCGAUAGAACUUGCAAGCUGUGGAACUGCGAUACUUUCUCUAUUGCUGGUAGUAUCUAA
Messenger RNA from Perkinsus marinus ATCC 50983, 624 nucleotides. RefSeq names its product eukaryotic translation initiation factor 3 subunit, putative. Lineage: Eukaryota; Perkinsozoa; Perkinsida; Perkinsidae. Gene Ontology annotation, cellular component: katanin complex. Gene Ontology annotation, biological process: microtubule depolymerization. The coding region runs from base 1 to 624 and encodes 207 amino acids. Gene Ontology annotation, molecular function: protein binding. The record is from RefSeq and is a predicted model, not a curated record. The transcript has 5 exons.